This is a messenger RNA of Limanda limanda (common dab), 2209 nucleotides long. RefSeq names its product ring finger protein 5 (gene rnf5). Gene Ontology annotation, cellular component: endoplasmic reticulum. Lineage: Eukaryota; Metazoa; Chordata; Actinopteri; Pleuronectiformes; Pleuronectidae. Bases 149 to 790 code for a protein of 213 amino acids. Gene Ontology annotation, biological process: ubiquitin-dependent protein catabolic process. Gene Ontology annotation, molecular function: ubiquitin-like protein conjugating enzyme binding; ubiquitin protein ligase activity. The record is from RefSeq and is a predicted model, not a curated record. The transcript has 6 exons.
CCUUGUUUCGGGGCAGAUCCGCAGCAGCAGCGCCUCCGGUCGCUCCGGUGACACUCGUCGUUGCCUCGGAUCCAGCGGCAGCUCCGGUCGGCUCGGGCCCGUGUGUGUUGCCCUCAGGUCGGCGCUUUACCCUCCGGUGGUGGACAGUAUGGAGGCCGCGGAUCCCCGGUCCUCGAGUGAUGGCGGGCCGGCCAGCAGAGCAGGAUUCUCGGCCGGGGAGAGCAGCGGCGGCGGCGGCGGUGGAGGAGGCGGCGGAGAGGGAGCUAGCAGCAGCGGGGAAGGAGAGGGGAACCAGGCCACCUUCGAGUGCAACAUAUGUCUGGACACCGCCCGGGACGCUGUCAUCAGCAUGUGCGGCCACUUGUUCUGCUGGCACUGUCUUCAUCAAUGGCUGGAGACAAGGCCCAACAGGCAGCAGUGUCCUGUGUGUAAAGCCGGUAUCAGCAGAGAGAAAGUGAUCCCGCUGUACGGCAGAGGGAGCUCCAGCCAGGAGGACCCCAGGUUGAAAACUCCACCUCGGCCUCAGGGACAGAGAACAGAGCCAGAGAGCAGAGGGGGGAUGUUCCAGGGGUUCGGGGACACUGGCUUUCACAUGUCGUUUGGCAUUGGUGCUUUCCCCUUUGGCUUCUUCACCACAGUCUUCAACACCAACGACCCCUUUCAGAGAGCAGAUCCGUAUACAGGUGAACAGCCGGCAAAUCCGAACCUCAACAACGGCAAUAACAACUGGCAAGACUCCCUCUUCUUGUUCGUGGCCAUCUUCUUCUUCUUCUGGCUGCUGAGCGUGUGAUGGAGAGAGGAUGGAUGGACAGAAGAGUGGAUCAAUGGGAGGGAGGAGUGCAAAAAUGACAAAACACACACUUAGCUUGAACCACAGACACACACACACACACUUGUGUUACAUUUUCUAGCAGGUGUUGAACUUGGAGGAGAGUGUAGCAGUGUGUUUGAUCCCAAAAUGAGACGACAACUACGGGAAAUUAGUUUUUCUCCUCCUGGAAAAGGUGAAUUUGUUUAAGGAGCUCGGCCCCAACCACCUGCUUCUUAUAUCGUUUAUGCAAGAAAGCCCAAAUCAUCAUGUGAGCUCUCUCCACACACACCUGUAGAGAUAUGCACACAGAACAGUACACAACACUAAGUUGGACACUAAGGGACAGUAUUACGUGACCAGAGUGGGUUAUGGAAAGUUUUUUUGAGUGUGUGUGUUAAACUCACACAGGUGGGGGGGGAUGAAGGAAAAGUAAAGUUAGUGAUUCAUUGUUUUGGUUCAAAUCCCAUUAACACCAAGAGGGAGGCAUGUUUUGGAAAGUUUCAGUCAAAGGGGGGGACCAGAGGGGGGGGAAUGAGAACGCAUCGUUGUUGCUAUAGCAACCGUUUCUCACUCCCUAAAAGGCCAAAGAGUCGCGCAUCAGUCGCACACGAUGUCAGAGGGUGAAAAGUGUAAUUGGAUCAUGAGGUGAACAAGUUCUAGCAUUUGCAACCUGCUCUUAAAAAAAUCAUGCUGACAAGAAAUAGCACAGAUGGAUGGAUGCAUUUUUAUAUACUUAUGUCUUAACAAAAAACAAAUAUAACUGCCAUUGCACUGUGAAGUCAUUUGUAGUUGGAGCUGUCUUAAAGUUCGGGAGUGCUGGUGCUCGACCACGUGUUGCUCCUCUCCCCACAGAGCUGUGCGCACAUGGGUGUGUUUACCGACCGAGGGCCAGUCUGGGAGAUUUUUUUUUAUUUAAAUUUUUUUGCAUCUAUUUGAGCGACUUUAAAACAAAUCUGACAGGAGAGAAAAGCAGUGGAUCGUGAAGUAGUUUGAUGAGAAGCUGCAGAUGUCGGCAAGAAGAAGAAGAAGAGUCAGUGUGAGAAGUAGGGAGAAACCAUUUGAGUCGUGGAGGUGAAAGAGCAACAGUUAACUGAGCCCCAGUGUGAUUCUAAUAUGUCAAACACUUCUGUCACACUUAGUUAUUAUGAUUUUCUCUGACUGUAUGUGUCCGAGUGAGUAUGUGUACAUUAUAUAUUUGUAUAUAUGAAUAUUGUAAAUGCUGUUUUUACGUGUUUUGACUGGACGACCAGCCACGGAGGGCGAGUAGGUCUCAAGAUGCUUUUGUAAAGCGAGAAAUCAUCGGGUUCCUGAUUUCCAUAACUCCUGUGUUUUAUUGGAAAAUAAAAUGAAAAAAGUUAAAAACCUGUUCUCUCAAAAUGUUAAAUAAAUGUUAAUGAC